UUUCUCAUUUUCCAUCUCUCUCUCUUCUCUUCUCUUCUUCUUCCUCCUUUCUUCAAAAAAAAUAAAUAAAUAAUAUUUGUGUGUUGUUUCACACUUGUUUUUAGUUUUAUCUAUCAAGUGUUUUCUUGGGAAUUCUAGAACUAUUUGUCUAUUUAUUGAAUUUUUGGUUUGAUUUAACAACUUUGAUGUUGUGUUUUGGUGAGGAUAAGGAUGAAAGUUUCGAUCUUUAAAGGGGAAAGAUUGUUUUUAGUGGUUGUAAAAGUGAACAGGGUGUGAAGAGCUACAGUUCUGUAUGUGGGGGUUGUUAGAUCGUGUGAUUUUUUGGAAUUAACGGUUGAUAUUUCUGGGUUUUGGAACUGAAGAGAAUUUAAUUGGGUAAAACUGGGUUUCUUCUAUUUUAGGACUCAACGAGUACUGAUUCAGCAGAAAUGACUAUAGGGGAUCAAAGCGAGUCGGACUCGAUACUUCCUUGUAGGAAUAGGAUGUCAGUUGAUGUUGGAGCUCCUUCUCCAAGGAGUAUCCAGAUGGAUGAGCAAGUUAAUCCAGGAGAAGAAUAUGCUCCUAAGAUAAGAAAACCAUACACCAUUUCAAAGCAAAGGGAGAGGUGGUCUGAGGAAGAGCACAAAAAGUUCCUUGAAGCAUUAAAGCUUCAUGGUAGGGCAUGGCGACGAAUAGAAGAGCAUGUGGGAACUAAAACUGCAGUUCAGAUUAGAAGCCAUGCUCAGAAGUUCUUUUCAAAGGUUGUUCGUGAAUCGAGUAAUGGUGAUGCAAGCUCUGUGAAAUCCAUUGAGAUCCCUCCUCCUCGGCCUAAAAGAAAGCCGAUGCACCCUUAUCCAAGAAAAAUGGCAACUCCACUUAAAAGUGGAACCCUGGCUUCAGAGAAAUUGAACAGAUCUGGUUCACCUGAUCUCUGUCUCUCUGAGCCAGAGAAUCAGUCUCCUACCUCUGUGUUGUCUACCCUUGGUUCAGAUGCAUUUGGUACGGUGGAUUCCACUAAGCCAAGUGAGCAGUCAUCACCUGUUUCCUCAGCUGUCGCUGAGAAUUCUGGUGAUCUUGUACUUUCUGAACCAUUCGAUUUGGUUGUAGAGGAGAGCAGAUCGUCACCUGCCCGAGCUUAUGCUACUUCAAAUCCGGCCAAUCAGGCUUGUGUGAAACUAGAGUUGUUUCCGGAAGACAAUGAUUUUGUGAAAGAAGGCUCGGAUGAGGCAUCAUCCACACAGUGUCUGAAGUUGUUUGGUAAAACCGUAUUAGUUACUGAUGCUCAUAUGCCACCGACAGACGAGACGUUGACUCGAAGCUCCUUCCCUGCAAAAUAUUUGCCCUGGGAUUCAGAAUGUCCUCAAAGUACCUUUUCUAUCGUCCCUCCUACGCCGUCAUAUUACUUUACCACACCAAAUGGAAGUUCAGGGCCUAACCAAAGUGGCGUUGCAACUACUCAUUUGCCGUGGGGAUCAUCAUGUGCAGUUCCUUGCACUCAGGUGCAUAGCCCAAUUCCAAUGAAGGGACGUCCACUCUUUAAUGACAGAUAUUUGGAAGGAAAGGAAACUCAAAAGGAAGGGUCUUCGACCGGCUCCAAUGCAGAAUCAGUAGAUGCAGAGUUGAGUGGAGAAAAGAACAUGGAAAUUGAAGCUCAGAGUAGUAGAAAUGUGGUAGAAGAGUCGGUUAGAGCCAGCGUACCCUCUUUGUUUGAGCGAAGAGCAAAUUCCACGAAGCGUGUGAAGGGUUUUGUUCCAUAUAAGAGAUGUUUAGCUGAAAGAGGCGUGAGUUCCUCAACAUUAACUGGAGAAGAAAGAGAAGAGCAACGAACCCGAUUAUGUUUGUAGUUUUACUUUCUUUGUGCCUGUUUAGUUUUUGUUUGUAAAGGUUAGCACAUCCCUUUUUGGUUCUACUUAUAAUAUCCGUAUGCCGGAUAACUGGAUGAAGAGAAGCAACACCAUGGCAGCAAAAGGCGAUUCAUCCCUCUAAUUUUUGCUGAAUGGAGAAGCAGUCUUCGUAAUUUUUUUGAAUGAAUUGUUCAAAUGUAUGUUGAUAAAAAUCAAGUCUUGCAACUUCAUCUCAUCACUUGCCCUUUUGGCAGAUGAGCUAACAAUCUUUGUAACUCCACUAUUUCUAAGUGAUGAAUGCUCCACCCUUGCUCACUUAA
Molecule: messenger RNA, 2143 nt
Organism: Solanum lycopersicum (tomato)
Lineage: Eukaryota; Viridiplantae; Streptophyta; Magnoliopsida; Solanales; Solanaceae
Product: protein REVEILLE 1
Molecular function (GO): DNA binding
Source: RefSeq, a predicted model, not a curated record